Messenger RNA from Dreissena polymorpha, 1770 nucleotides. RefSeq lists its product as uncharacterized. Gene Ontology annotation, cellular component: cytoplasm. Lineage: Eukaryota; Metazoa; Mollusca; Bivalvia; Myida; Dreissenidae. Bases 94 to 1770 code for a protein of 558 amino acids. The record is from RefSeq and is a predicted model, not a curated record. Gene Ontology annotation, biological process: autophagosome maturation. The transcript is spliced from 7 exons.
CGGUAUCCUUCUUUAGACAAUCAAACAGUUGAAAUGAUUUGUUAAUAACUUGCACCAGUCAAUGUGUUUGAUCAUGUGAUCAAAAUAAAGAAAAUGGCAGAAGCAACAGUUUUGAAACGCAAAAAGAAAGUAAAGGACAAGGUGUCAAGGGAAGUUGCUGAAAUCACUGAAGGUAUUCCUGAGGUCUCAGAUCUCAAGGACCUACUUCAGGAGGUACAAAAAGACUAUGGCAGAGUUGAAACAGAGAAACUCAUUGAGACAAUACAUACAAACAAGCCUAAAAAUGAAGGAGAAGUCAUUGUAGAAACAACAAAAGAUAAGAUAACUAUUGAGGAGGGGGCAGUUGAUGAACAUGAAAAUGAUCUAGACAAAGAUGAUAAUGAAUUUGCUGAGGGUGAACAAGAAGAAAAGGACCUUGACCAUGUCAUAAGAGGUGAAAUCAUAAGUUUAGACAAAUCUGAAGGUGCUAUUGAUGUUGAUUAUCAAAAUGAUUUAAGUACAUGUACACUUACUUGUAAAUCAGAUGUGGAUGGAAAUAAUGAAUCUAUUGAGUUUAAAAGUGAUUCUGCUGCUAUCAAAGAUGAUAGUAUCCAAGAAACAUCCCAAGAUCAGGCAAUUGGUGGUGUGGACUAUGCAACUGAUUGUGAUACAAAAGAUUCCAGCAAAAUGACACUUGAUAAAGACGUCUUGAGUGACAACACUUUGUUAGAGGCCACAGAUCUUCAAACAGCUGCUGUAGAUGUGACACAUAAAGCUGAUAGCAGUGACUCUAAAACAGCUGAGGCAAAUGGAACACAUCAGGCAGAAAAUAAGUUGCUGUAUCCUGACUUAUCUGCUCAACUUGCUAAAUAUAUGGAGCAAGACCACCAGCUGCAGAUAAAUGACAUCUUCCAACAAGACAUAAAACCACUUGCUGAAAGUCAAACCAGCAGUGGACCUGACAGAACAGCAGAUGUACAAGGUCUUCUGCAAGAGAGCUCUGCAUCUGCCCCUCCAGCUAGUAUGGGUGAAGAGCAUUUAGAAGAGGCAACAACUCUUGCUGGUGACACAGUUGAGAAGAGACCUAUUGCACCUCCUAUUGAAGAGCCUGGCCAAGUUUCCCAAGCACAGCAAGUGCCAAGAAGGGUGAUGCCACAGAGCCAGGAAGUCUUUCAGCCACUGACCAGAGACCAGCUUUCCUCCCUGUACUACAAUGUCAAGUUGGAGAACUUGAACGCUUAUAUUGACAAGUUCAUCCAGACAGAAAUGAAGAAGGAAACACACGAAUUCUACGAAAUUCUCAUGAAUUAUCAGCGGGCCAGAAAACACCUGCUGGAAUGCGAGGCCGUCAUACAAAAUCUGGAAGAGGAGUAUCGAAACAAUCAGAUGGAAGUUUGGAUAACAGAAACCUGCACAACAACUGUUAAGGGUACCUGUGGUGAAGGCUACAAUGCCCAGGGGUCACACACCUUCAAGAAGGCCAAGCUGGACUACAAUGGCCUUGCUAAGAUGACUGUAACCUUGAAAAACAUCCAGGAGCAGGUUCAGAAUGAGCUCUCCCUGCACUCAUAUUCGGCCCAACUCUCCAAACUGCAGGUGGAGUCCUAUAUCCACAACCAGGUGCUUCAUCUAGUGCUAUGUUUACUGCAGGUGGAGUCCUAUAUCCAUGACCUGCUGGCCACCUCACCAGAUCUGAGGGACAUACCCAAGAAUCUGCCGGUCAGCGGUGAGUACAACUCAACAUUCAUGUUAACACUAUUGAAUUCAGCAGUGCGGUGUAGGUUCAUAUGA